AUCGGAGCAAUGAUUUUGGUUCAUAUAAUCAAACCUUCUCUAAAUACAAGUUCCCUAACUGCAAGUCCGACGCGAGGCGCUGCAGAAGGGAAGGGCGGCACCGAAGGUCCGGCGUUCGCUACCAGCUGCCCCCGAACGCUCGCCCGCCACUCCCCCAAGCGCGCGAACGGGCUGCCUCCUUUCGGCUUUGAGGCAACCCACAGCACGUUGGGGGGCGGCGCGCGUGCGCAGUACCAGAGCGGCUUCGGCAACGAGUUCGCGUCGGAGGACCCGCGCUGCCCCGGAGCCCUUCCCAAGGGCCAGAACAACCCGCAGCGCUGCCCCUACGGCCUCUACGCGGAGCAGCUCUCGGGCACCGCCUUCACAGCGUGUGCUCUGUUACCGCAGCUGCGCUGGCGCCCGUUCGAGGUGCCGGGCGCGGGCGCGGAAGCGGUGGACUUCGUGGGCGGGCUGCGCACCGUGUGCGGCGCGGGCGACCCGCGCCUGCGCAGAGGCCUCGCCGUGCUCGUCUACCUCUGCAACGCGUCCAUGCGCGACUGCUGCCUGCAGGACGCCGACGGGGACCUGCUCAUAGUGCCCCAGCAGGGGGAGCUCCACAUCACCACAGAGUUCGGCAAGAUGGACGUCGCUCCCAACGAGAUCUGCGUCAUUCAGGAGCGCGCGGUGGACGGCGACGGCUUCCGCGUGCUCAACAAGUACCAGGGGCGGCUGUUCGAGGCGCGGCAGGCGCACAGCGCCUUCGACGUGGUGGCCUGGCACGGCAACUACGCGCCCUACAAGUACCCGCUGGCGCGCUUCAUGGUGGUCAACGCCGUCGCCUUCGACCACUGCGACCCGUCCAUCUUCACGGUGCUGACGUGCCCCUCGGGGAAGCCGGGCACCGCCACCGCAGACUUCGUCAUCUUCCCGCCGCGCUGGUCCGUGCAGGAGCACACCUUCCGCCCGCCGUACUACCACCGUGCGUAG
Molecule: messenger RNA, 966 nt
Organism: Gryllus bimaculatus (two-spotted cricket)
Lineage: Eukaryota; Metazoa; Arthropoda; Insecta; Orthoptera; Gryllidae
Source: the annotation of a GenBank genome assembly